Molecule: messenger RNA, 858 nt
Organism: Oikopleura dioica
Lineage: Eukaryota; Metazoa; Chordata; Appendicularia; Copelata; Oikopleuridae
Source: the annotation of a GenBank genome assembly
AUGAAGCCAGAACAACACGAACACCUGUCCCUGGACAGAAUCAAUAAAAUUCUGAUGUCCGCCAGAUUCGCAACUUGCAGCUACGAAACAGCGCAAACUUUGAAGCAAUUGAAAAAAGAGAUUCGAAAAGAAAAACCUGAAGAUCGUGGUAAAGAUGACAUUUUUCUCCAAAAGGAGAUUAAAACGGUUUUUAAAAGAUUCGAAUGUAUCAAAUACAAGUUUUUCCGGGACGAAAAAUCAAGUGGGGACGCGAUGGUCUUUCUUCUGAACGAAAGAGGCAUUCCCGACCGACCAAACGAGAAACGAAAGACCUACCUGGUCAUCUCGAUCGCCGGAACUCAUAGCUUUCGGGACAUCAUCCAAGAUCUCAACAUUUUCAAGAGAAAGUUCGAAGACACGGAGGCAAGGGUUCACGCUGGAUUCUACAACCAGUUCCUGGCGCUCAAGCCUAAAAUCAGAAACAGAGUCGAAGUGAUCCUGAAUGAAACUUUAGUCGAUGAAAUACUGAUAACCGGCCAUUCGCUGGGCGGCGCUGUGGCAGCGAUGUUUGGCGCUUACCUUGCGGCGGAAUUUGAAAAUCAAAAUUUUCGAGUCGUUACUUUUGGCUGCCCAAAGCCUGGAAAUUCUGAUUUCAGAGAACUCUUUCAACAGAGGGUGAAAAAGCAUCUGAGAGUGAGGGUAACAACAGAUCCAGUAACAUUGGUGCCGAUGCUCAUUCCCUGGUUCAGGAUCGGUUUUGUCAAUAUUCUCCUUUAUUUUGAAUAUUAUGAAAGCAAGAUGGAAACCAAAAGAGCCACACAUGUAAUGACAAUUCGUCGCAGGAUUUUCAACUCAGCGAAGACGAGAUUUUUACGCUAA